Molecule: messenger RNA, 1062 nt
Organism: Seminavis robusta
Lineage: Eukaryota; Bacillariophyta; Bacillariophyceae; Naviculales; Naviculaceae
Source: the annotation of a GenBank genome assembly
AUGGCAGAGGCAAGUCAUUCUACCGGUGCCAGCAAGAGGAGUGCGUGGCAGCAGAAGGUCGAGGCAUUGCAAAAGUACAAGCAGGAGCACAACACCUGUGAUGUCGAGUGGGGCCACGAUUCUGGGCUCGCAGUGUGGGUCUACAGACAACGGAGCAACAAGCAAACUCUGAAACCAGAGAUUCGUCAAGCUUUGGAUGCCAUCGGUUUUGACUGGACCAAACCGGUAUCCCGUGGUGAUACAAACACUAAAGGGAGAAACGACGAUAGGUGGGUUAUCAUGCUUUCAAAACUCAAAGUCUACAAGAGUCAAUACGGCAACUGCAAAGUUCCACCUCGCUUCACGCAAGACCGUCGAUUGAGAUUGUGGGUCGUUCGGCAAAGGCGCAAGUAUCGGGCCAAUACCCUCGCUCCCGAGCAUCGGAAGCUCCUCGAAGAUAUCGAUUUUCACCGCGACAUCGAAGAAAUGAUCAACCCAUGGCUAGCCCCCGUGGAUGAUCAAACAAUUGCGGUCAGAAGUCGCAAUGGCGUAGAUGCUCCACCGUGGCCACAGAAGCAUUCCGACAACAUCGGUAUCCAACUUAGUUCGGAACAGCUGUCGUUUGAGCAGCAGGCCAUGUCGGAAGUUCUACAACUUGCCACGCCUGCUCCCAGAGCGGACAGUGAACCAAACGAGGAAGCAGAAUUCGACUUGGACAAUCUGGCUGUCCUUGUGUACGACUUCUGCAUCCUUUUAGAUCGGGAUGACCGCUACGACUCGGAAUCACAGCUUUGUCGGUGCGAAGAAAUUUUGACUCAAACAAUCGAAUCAUUGGGAAGGGCGAGGGAUCCUGGCCCGAGGGUUGAAAGCAGAAAGCUCGAAGACUCCUUCUCUCGCCUCGUCCCACUCGUGGAGGAGUUGGGAUAUCUUGUGGACCCUACAAACAUAGACGAUGUGGUGACUGUGUCCGAGUGCGAAAGAGUUUUGUCCGAGAGGCUUAAGGCUGUGCAGGACGAGAUCGACACAAAGAACGUGGCAGAGCUUGCCAAAGUGCAGGCCUUACUGGCGACGUUACCAGCGUAA